CACAGAAUCGUAAUGCUGGCCAUGCUUGGCUCCAUCGGGAUGACCAUGAUCAUUUUGGCGUGCGCCCUCCCGACGUACAACUUGUGGUGGCCAAUAUUUGUGGUGCUGUUCUACAUACUCUGCCCGAUACCGACGUUAAUAGCGAAAAGAAGCCAAAAUGCAGAUGACGGCGUUCGCGCACCAAACGCUAUGUUCGCCACUAUUGGAAUCAUCUUGAGCAGCUUCGCCUUACCGAUCGUAUUGGCCCGUGCCGGAGUGAUUCAAUGGGGUGCUGGUAUUCUCACAGUGGCCGGCAAUGUCGUAGCAUACACGACGAUUUUGGCGUACUUCUUUGGAUUCGAAUCGAAUGAUUCCGCCAUGUGGUGAAGUGGAGCAGCCUGAAACCAUUCUUACUCGUUACUCUUUAGUUUCCAUCUCGCUUUUCAUACCGGAUUCUUAGAUUCAUUGCCUAAUAUGUUUCGUGAGGCACCUAUGUAUACAUGCAGCACGAAAGGUCUGAUUUAAUUUAUAAGACACUUUCACGUUUUCUUUCCUUCCGUUAUCGAAUAGAACUGGUUUCAUCUAUCGAAACCUAAUACACUAGCUUUACGUUAUACAUUACUUAAUCUAAACAGAUGAAUAAAAAUGUGAUGAUCAGAAAUUAUUAUUUCA
Messenger RNA from Anopheles darlingi, 651 nucleotides. RefSeq names its product leptin receptor overlapping transcript-like 1. Bases 13 to 366 code for a protein of 117 amino acids. Gene Ontology annotation, biological process: late endosome to vacuole transport via multivesicular body sorting pathway. NCBI's taxonomy places the organism in Eukaryota, Metazoa, Arthropoda, Insecta, Diptera, Culicidae. Gene Ontology annotation, cellular component: endosome. The transcript has 3 exons. The record is from RefSeq and is a predicted model, not a curated record.